Parastagonospora nodorum SN15 is the source of this 231-nucleotide messenger RNA. RefSeq lists its product as hypothetical. Bases 1 to 231 code for a protein of 76 amino acids. The transcript has 2 exons. Lineage: Eukaryota; Fungi; Ascomycota; Dothideomycetes; Pleosporales; Phaeosphaeriaceae. The record is from RefSeq and is a predicted model, not a curated record.
AUGGACCAAGAGCCGUUCCGCAAAGACAUUUUCAGAGGAGAAUCCAUGAAAAUGGUGCGACAAAGGAAAAGAAAGCCGGAUGGCAGUGAGGCGAUGCUGUCGACGAUGGAAAGACACCGAAAGGGUGAGGAGGUUGAAGGAUUCCUCAACACGAUCGAGACGGCUCUAUGUCCGAUGCGAAAUGAAGAUGGUCCAUUCUCGGCCCUGGCCUCUGCUCAUCUCCCAUUCUAA